AUGUCGGACGCCAAGCGCAUCAAGCUCUCGCACGACGCGCGCCCUGUGAUUGUGACGCAUUCGGGCACGUUUCAUGCGGACGAAGCGCUCGCUGUGCACCUGCUCUACAAGCUGCCUGUGCUGCGCGAUGCUGAACUGAUUCGUACGCGUGACGCCGCGGAGAUUGCCAAGGGCACUAUCGUGGUGGAUGUCGGCGCAGAGUACGUGCCUGAGCAGCACCGCUACGACCACCAUCAGCGUGGUUUCUUUGAGACGUUUGAUGACGAGCAUAAGACCAAGCUCAGCAGCGCUGGCCUGGUGUGGAAGCACUUUGGCCGCGAUAUUCUUGCUGCUCAUCUCAACACCACAGCUGACGAUGAGCGUGUCCCCAUUCUGUACAAGAAGAUGUACGACGAUUUCGUCGAGGCUAUUGAUGCGAUUGACAAUGGCAUCGCGCUGUACCCUGACGUGGAGGGACCCCCUGCCUACCGCUCUCGCACAGAUCUCUCGUCGCGUGUCGGCUACUUGAACCCCCGCUGGAACGAGACAUGGGACGAUGCCGAUUUGCUGAAGCGCUUCCGUCGCGCCUCUGAAUUGGCCGGCACCGAGUUCUUCGAGCGUGUGGACGAUGCCGUAGAAGCAUGGCUGCCGGCUCGUCAGCUUGUCAUCGACGCUCUGAACCAGCGCAAGUCGUUUGAGGGCGCAGACGCGCAAGGCCGCAUUGUCCUGUUUGAGCGGAUCGUUGCGUGGAAAAGCCAUAUCUUCAACCUGGAAGAGGAGCUGGCGAUCCCUGACAACGAAAAGCCAUUGUACAUUGUGUACGCCGACGAGGCGGGCAAAUGGCGUGUACAGGCCGUGCCAGUGAACCCGGAAAGCUUUGAGAGCCGUCGUGCGCUCCCUGAGCCGUGGCGCGGUAUCCGCGAUGAGGAGCUGAGCCAGCUCACAGGCAUCCCAGGCUGCAUCUUCGUGCACCAAUCGGGCUUUAUUGGCGGUCACCAAACCAAGGAAGGUGCUUUGGCGUUGGCCACCAAGGCGCUUGCUAUGUAG
Molecule: messenger RNA, 1026 nt
Organism: Malassezia pachydermatis
Lineage: Eukaryota; Fungi; Basidiomycota; Malasseziomycetes; Malasseziales; Malasseziaceae
Exons: 1
Coding region: 1-1026 (341 amino acids)
Cellular component (GO): nucleus; cytoplasm
Source: RefSeq, a predicted model, not a curated record